CCCAUCCCUCUCCCUCUCUCACAGCUCUCAUACCACCCGUUCGCCGCCGGCCUGCACCACCGCCGCGCCGAAUAUCCCCUGCCCCCGCUCAAGGUGCGCGCGCAGACACACAUAUCUCGUCUCGAAUUCCACGUUGCCGAUUCUAUUGGAUUUGCUCUUGGAUGAGAAUGGUUGCAUUCAAAGAAACAGAAAUUCUGCUUAAUGGUGAAACAAUGAUGGCUGAUGAUGUGGAAGAUGUAGAUGAUGAAGAAUCAGAGUCUGAACCUGAAGAAGUGGCGUUAUCUGAACCUGCGAAGAAUGCUGUGUACAAUAAAGAAGGCCUUCUCGAGAAGCUUGAUGAUAUAUCAUGGCCAGAAAAUGUUGAAUGGAUUCACAAACUAACUGUCGAUCAUGAUCAUGAUCAGGAGAAGGAAAUCGAUGUGAAUGACGACUUAGCUCGUGAGCUAGCAUUUUACACACAGGCAUUGGAUGGGGCUCGCCAAGCUUUUGAGAAAUUACAGCCUAUGGGGAUCCCUUUUCUUAGGCCUCCUGAUUACUAUGCUGAGAUGGUGAAGUCAGAUGCCCACAUGUUAAAGAUCAAAGGCAAGCUAUUAGUAGAGAAGAAGAAGAUUGAGGAGGCCGAGGAGAGGAAGAAGGCACGGGAGGCCAAAAAGAUAGCAAAAGAGCUCCAAGCCCAAAAGGCCAAGGAAAGGGCCAAGCGCAAGAAAGAGGAGAUUGAGUCGGUUAAAAAAUGGAGAAAACAGAGGCAGCAAAAUGGGUUUGCCAGAGGAAAGGGUGAUGAAGUGGAUUUGGCUUUCGAUGACUUUGAGAGGACAAAGAAAAGGAGGCCUGGGGUGGCUCCUGGUGAUAGAUCUGGAGGAUUCGCAAGAAAAAGAGGCAAUGAGAAAGGUGGGAAGAAAAGGGAGUUUAGAGAUGCUAAGUUUGGUCAUGGUGGUAGGAAAGGCAUGAGAAAACAGAAUAUUGCUGAGACAACAAAUGACUUGAGAGGCUUCAACGAUGGUGACAUGUCCAAAAAUAAGAGAAGAAAAGGGUGAUGUAAAAGGAAGAAAAGGGUGAUGUAAAAGGAGGCUCGUGCUUAAUUUCACAAUUAAAUUCAAAUAGGAAAUGUGUGUCUGGAAACCUUGGUGAUAUCUAGUUUUUAAAUUUCUCUCGCAUUAAUCAGCUUGUACUCAAGAACUUAAAGCACUCAGUGUUUGGGGGCUGCGCUUUAUUAAGACAUGAAGUAUUCUAGAUCUUUGCAAACAUUUACUG
Elaeis guineensis (African oil palm) is the source of this 1251-nucleotide messenger RNA. RefSeq names its product probable rRNA-processing protein EBP2 homolog. Gene Ontology annotation, biological process: ribosomal large subunit biogenesis; rRNA processing. Lineage: Eukaryota; Viridiplantae; Streptophyta; Magnoliopsida; Arecales; Arecaceae. The record is from RefSeq and is a predicted model, not a curated record. Gene Ontology annotation, cellular component: nuclear periphery; nucleolus; preribosome, large subunit precursor.